This is a messenger RNA of Condylostylus longicornis, 2336 nucleotides long. Its product is annotated as transcriptional repressor CTCF-like. NCBI's taxonomy places the organism in Eukaryota, Metazoa, Arthropoda, Insecta, Diptera, Dolichopodidae. Gene Ontology annotation, molecular function: RNA polymerase II cis-regulatory region sequence-specific DNA binding; DNA-binding transcription factor activity. The transcript is spliced from 5 exons. The record is from RefSeq and is a predicted model, not a curated record. Bases 209 to 2194 code for a protein of 661 amino acids. Gene Ontology annotation, biological process: regulation of transcription by RNA polymerase II.
GUGACGCCAUCUCUCGCUAUUAAAUAUUUUUGCGCGGCGCUAUUUCAAUAAAUUAGAGUUGGUGGUAAAAAAAGUAAAUCAAUUUGAAAAUUUUAUUAAGACAGUACAAAAAUUUAUCUAAAUUUUUUUAAAUCAUAAAUUCAAUCAAAAUAAAGAACUGUGACAGAUAUUUGACCUCUACUAAUCAAUAUCUAUAUGUACCCUCGGAAUGUCAAAAAUUAAAGUAAAGGAAGAGCGAGAAAAUGAAUUGCUGAGCUUUGUUGAAGUGAAUGAUUUGGAUUUGGCGGAUACGACUUCCAGAACAAUGAUAGAUGAUGACGAAAAUGACGACGAAGAUGAUGAAGAAGGUGGAACCUAUUUUGUAGAUCAAGCUGGAAAUUAUUACUUCCAAGCAACUAAAGAUUCGGAACCUGUACCUACAGAACCGCCAGAAGGUUUAAUCGAGGAUGAUGAUGAAGGCAUAAUAGAGUAUGAAAUAUUGGAAGAAGAACAGAAUAUAAAAGAGAAGGAAGAUUUACCAAAAAAGAAAGGUGAAAAAGAUUUUAGCAGUUAUGUAGUUGUAAUGUCCGAUGAAAAAAAAGAUCAAAAGGAUGAAGUUUUGUACGAGUUUGAUGAACAGGAAGAAUUAGAAGUGGAAGAUGGUGAUGAAACUAUAGCUAAAGAUGCUCCAAAAUCAUAUGACAUUAAGUUAGUAAAAAAGCCAACUGGAGCAAAAAGUUCAUUUGCUGGGCAGCAAUCAACAGUUCACACAUGUACUUAUUGUACUUAUACUUCAACUAAAAGGUACCUUCUAGCACGUCAUAUGAAAAGUCAUUCAGAUGAAAGACCAUAUAGGUGUUCUGUAUGUGAAAGAGGUUUCAAAACAAGUGCUUCUUUAAUUAACCAUCUUAAUACUCACACUGGGAAUAAGCCGCAUUCGUGUAAAUAUUGCUCAAGUUCAUUUACAACAUCUGGAGAGUUAGUCAGACAUGUACGUUAUAGGCACACUCAUGAGAAACCACACAAAUGUACAGAAUGUGAUUAUGCCAGUGUUGAAUUAAGUAAACUGAAAAGACAUAUCAGAUGUCACACAGGAGAACGCCCAUUUCAAUGUCCACAUUGUACGUAUGCGUCUCCGGAUACUUUCAAAUUAAAAAGACAUUUAAGAAUACAUACAGGAGAAAAGCCAUAUGAAUGUGAUAUCUGUCAUGCAAGAUUCACACAAUCUAAUUCUCUUAAAGCUCAUAAAUUAAUUCAUAAUGUUGGAGAAAAACCAGUCUUUCAAUGUGAGCUAUGCCCAACAACAUGUGGGCGAAAAACAGAUUUAAGAAUACACGUUCAAAAAUUGCACACAUCUGACAAACCUAUUGUCUGUAAAAGAUGUAACAAUUUCUUUGCUGACCGUUACACUUAUAAAGUACAUUUAAAAACUCAUGAAGGUGAAAAAUGUUAUAAGUGUUCUGUGUGUCCUUACGCUUCAGUGUCACAAAGGCACUUAGAAGCGCAUCAGUUAAUACAUACAGAUGAAAAACCUUUUGAAUGUGAAUAUUGCGAUCAGUCAUUUCGCCAAAAACAACUACUUAAACGUCAUAUAAACCUUUAUCAUAAUGUGAAUUAUGUAGCACCUGAACCAAAGCCAAAAGUUCAUAAUUGCCCUGAUUGUCCAAAAAGUUUUAGUCAUAAAGGUAAUUUAAUACGUCAUAUGGCAAUGCAUGAUCCUGACUCCAAUGUACAAGAGGAAAAGAAAAAAUUAAAAAAAGGUAGAAAAAAGAAGGUAAAAGUAAUUGAAGGACAACUUGUUGCAAUAUUACCAGAGGAAGAUAGUGAUGAAGAACAAGAAGAUGAUAAUCAAAGACAAGAAGAAUAUGAAAUGGAGGUUGAAGAGUCGACAGGAAGUAUUAAAAUUAAAGAAGAAGAUGUUGCGGAAUAUGUUGAGGGAAAUGGAGAUCAGGAAUAUGUCGUUUUAGAAGUCAUUCAAUGCGAUGAAGAAGAAGAGAAUAAUAAUGAAGAUAGUAAUGAAGGUUUGUUUUUGAGCCAAGACAUUCCGAGAAGCAAAAUACGCAAAUCUAAAGGGCACUCACCCGACUUGAAUGAGGAAGAAUUUUCAGAUGAUACAAUAAGUAAUACUGGUUCAUCAAAGAAAAAAAAGAAUGGUAAAAUACAGGAUUGCUUUGGAUUUGAUGAGGAUGAUUCCAACAGCAAUUUUAAAGUGUAAAAAUCUUGAAUUUUUUAAUUAUGUUCUUUAUGCGAUUUUAGUUUAAUAUGAUUUUAAGUUUAUUUAAGUUGAAUUUCAUCAUUUAAAAAUUGUAAAUUUGAGUAACUUGAUCUUAUCGUUAGAAUAAAACGAUUGAAUUUAA